GGCAGUCCUGAACGACCGUUCUGGGCUCCAUAACCAGCCAAGCGAAGUGAGCGAGGCCGGCCAACCUGAAUCGCGACGUGCACCGUUCGUGAGGUGAUUCGUAAACUCAGGCAGGCCAACUCGAGACGAGACGCACGGUGUACCGAAGUGAGACGCCCAUCCGGAGGAAGACUUCGCUGGAACGGGAUAAAAUAUCAAAUUAUUAUUUUGCGUUAUAUUGUUAUAAUUUAGAGUUAAUAAAUUUGCUUUGUUUUCAACCUGUGUUUUACUGAGUCUGUCGUCCUGAAAGAACUACCCGUUACAAAUUUGGCGCCCGAGCAAAAGUCGAAAUAUACGCAAGUAAACGUCGUUAUUCGACGCCCAGAUAAUACCAAAAAUGCCGACAGAUAAAGACACAGACUCAGUAUCAGGUGCCACGACGGGUACGUCAUGGAUAAAUCGUCUUUCCAAAGAGGAAUUACAGCGCGACGCCGAAAGAUGCGGGUUGGAUUCCAAAGGAACCGUCGACGAGUUAAGAUUAAGACUCAGAACCUUUUAUAAGGAUCGCGGGGAAGCGACAGGAACAAUCCCAAAAAGCAAUACUUCCAAGGAAGCCGAACCAGAAACACUGACCCAAGAAAUUUCAUUAAUCAGAAACCAAUUACAAGACUUAACAAUGACAAAACAAAUGAGGCAAUCAGAUUUGCUAAAUCAAGUGCGGAGGUGGAACACACACUUCGACAAGAAACAUUCGGAUGCAGUAGACUUCAUAGAAAGGAUAGAUGAAUUAAGCCUAGCCUACGAGAUCGAUAAGCAAGAUCUGCUAAAAGCAUUACCAGAAUUGUUAGGAGACCACGCAUUGUCAUGGUACCGAAACAACAACAGAAAUUGGGAUUCAUGGACGGACUUCAUCAAAGAUUUUAAGAAAGCUUUUUAUCCCAGAGAAUAUUUGCUACAGCUAGAGGAGCAAAUCAGAAACAGGAAGCAAAGGAAAAACGAACCAGUGGAUAGAUACAUCACGGAUAUUCAAACAUUGAUCAGACGAGAGGGAUCUUUGUCAAGAAACCAAGAACUCGACAGGAUAUAUAAAAAUAUGCUGCCAGAAUAUAAGCUAUACGCUCGCCGCCGGGAUUUCGAAGACUUAUCGGGAUUGCAAGAAUUGGCCCAAGAGUACGAAACUUUGGAAGACGAAAGGACCCGAGAAAAUAAAAAUUUUCACGGAAAUUGGAGACGUACAGACCCUACAGAAUACGAUGCCAAAAGGACAUGCUUCCGGUGCAAGAUGACAGGUCACUUCCGUAGGAAUUGUAAAAACCCAUGGAAAAAGUUUUGUUCGCGAUGCGGCAAAGAAGGGGUCUACAGCAGUGACUGCUGUUCCAGACGUCAGGGAAACGAAUAACAGACUGGAGAAACAAGGAGUCGUCCCAGUCUGAGGAGCAAGAUUCGACUCCGCUCGUUCUAGCCGUUACACAACAAGCAGGAAACGACAUGCGACUAUUCGCAUCACUGAAAAUCGGACAAAGUUCCUACAAAGCAUUAAUUGACACAGGGACCACCCAAAAUUACGCCGGAGAUAGAAUAGCGCAGAUAUUCAAACACUCCCUACAUAGCUAUAACGGAAGAACUAGACUAGCAAACGGAUCUUCAAUGGAGCUCAACCAGAAAUUAACAAUUGACUGCGAGAUCGAUAAUUUACAAACAAGACAAACAUUUAUAAUAAUGCCAGGGUUAACGGAAGAUGCAAUACUAGGAGUGGAAUUCCUCAGGGAACAUUCGAUCGAACUUAAGUUCGAUAGGGAUACAUCCAAACAGUACGAACAACAUCAAGAGGAAACAUGUAACAUUUUAAAAGACUCCACCCAAAAUACAGAGAUAGAAAGGUUCCUAAGAAGAGAGCUUAGGGAAUUCGAGAAGUUAACAGGUCCCACCAACUUAAUAAAGCACGAAAUAAAAUUGAAGAAA
Molecule: messenger RNA, 1941 nt
Organism: Diabrotica virgifera virgifera (western corn rootworm)
Lineage: Eukaryota; Metazoa; Arthropoda; Insecta; Coleoptera; Chrysomelidae
Exons: 2
Coding region: 377-1378 (333 amino acids)
Molecular function (GO): zinc ion binding; nucleic acid binding
Source: RefSeq, a predicted model, not a curated record